Gongylonema pulchrum is the source of this 303-nucleotide messenger RNA. The record is from the annotation of a GenBank genome assembly. Lineage: Eukaryota; Metazoa; Nematoda; Chromadorea; Rhabditida; Gongylonematidae.
AUGACGGAGCUAUCGAUAAAAGAACUAAAGGCGCUUCUGGAUGAGAAUGAUCUGGACCUGAGCAUGCGUCAGCUUACAGUUAUCCCUGCAAAAGCUCUGAAAUCGGGGCCGACAGACGUUAUAGAAUCGGAGGCGGACGGGCAUUGUGGAAAAGGACUUGGUGCCGCUUCUCGACUGAGGCCCGGAGUGGAAGUAGCGAGGAACUUUUUAUGGGAUGUUGGAAAAUAUCUUAGCGCCUUUCGGUGGCCUAGUGUGAAUAGCGUUAAGAAAAUCCUGAGAAAAUUGGAUGUGGAUUACGCAUGA